This is a messenger RNA of Paramecium octaurelia, 6927 nucleotides long. The record is from the annotation of a GenBank genome assembly. Lineage: Eukaryota; Ciliophora; Oligohymenophorea; Peniculida; Parameciidae.
AUGAAGGUGAAGAAUGCUAACUCUAAAGCACAAGAAUUAAACUAAGAAGAGUAAAGACUUAAAAACUUAGGUGCGAAAGUUUGUUUGCAAUAUGAUUUAGAAUCAUUAAACUUCAUAACCUAAUUUAUCCCACAGUUCUUGGAAUAUUAUGUAAAUUCAUAAAAGAGAGAUAAGUAUGCAAACUAAUUGCCAUUAAUAUCUCUAACAAAUAGUCCAAUUAGAAACAUCUUAACCAGAUUCGAUAUCAACUUAUUAUUUCCUGAGAGAAUUUGGGAAUUUUCAAUGACACGUAUUUUAUGAUAAAAUUUUAUAGCAAUCUUUCUUGAACAACUUACUAAACUUGAGGUCUUCACCUAAAAUUUACCAUAGAUAUUGUAUAUGAUAAAAUUGAUUUUAAGAGGAGAUUUUGAAAUUCAACAAAAACAAUCUUAUAAUUAGGAGUUAUCUGAAUAUCAUUUGUAUAGAUUCACAAAGUUUGAAUUAUAUAGAUAAAAAUUGCCCUAUUCAUAAGUUUAUAUAUGCCAGAAUCAAUUUAUACAAGCUGAAUCAAUUGUAUUACAAAUAAUUCCAAAAUAAAAAUUUACUCUAAAUUAAGAGAAUCAACUUUAGACUUUAUCAUAUGUGGAUACUAUUGUUUUUAUAUGCUAUUAAAAUUAGUGGGCCCAAAAUUACAUUCAUGAGUAUUUAAAUGAAUAAGCAAAUGAUCCUUUUAUUUAAAAUGAAUUCGCUCUAUUGUAAGAAAGCAAAAAACCAAUUUAAAAUAAAGACAGAAAUGUCAAUCAAAGUUAUAUUUUACCGAGAAAGUUUAAACUUCUCAAUUUUUAAGCAAAUUAAUUUUAGUUUUGCUCUCAAGUUCAAAGAUGGAUCAAAAAAAUAAAUAUCACUAAUUAUGAAAGUCGAAUUUAAACAUAAAAUACGUUCCAAUCUUAAUACUACUUAUUUAAAAAAUACUUAUUCACUCCAAAUUAUGAUUAAUAUCAGAAUUUACUUAAAAAUAUUAAGAGUGAAAAAUUUUCUAUAAAUAGUGAAUAAUUUAAAGCAAUUUCUCAAGAAGGUCAUACAAUUUUGAUUGGUAGAAGUGGAACUGGAAAAACGACUAUUUCAUUGUUGAAAUUAUUUAUCACCGAUGCAAUAUUUAUGUUGAGGUAGAAUCUUGAUCUUUUUAAAGAAUCUUAUUCUAAAAUUAAUCUGUAAUAUAAUAAGGAAAUUUAAUGUGGAAUUUAAUUGAAAACCUUAUUUUUAACAUCUAGUCCUUUAUUAGCUUAAUAGAUUAAAUAGAAAUAUGAAAAUAUGGUUAAAAAUGUUGAAGAGAAUUUAAGAUAAAAGAACAGAGCUUAGAGGAUUUCAGAAUAGUAAAAAGACAAUUUGAAUGAUAGUACCGUGUAAAUCCUAGAUUUAUUGGGAGAGUAAGAAGAAAAUGAAAGUUAAUUUUAGAUUGAUGACGAAAAUGAAAAUGAAGAGGAUGUUGAUCAAUAUGAAAAAGAGAUGGGAUAAUUUUCAACCAUUUCAGAUAUUAAAUAGUUUCCUGCCUUUCUUACAAUAAGAAAAUUACUAUUUCUGAUUGAUUCUUAACUAUAGAACCCCUUUUUUAAAAAUAUAGAAUAGAUUCACAGAUAAGCCUAAUGGCAUAAUGAAUAGUUUGGAGUUCUAUCAUUGAAUUAGAAUGUCACUAAUAAUUUUUCAGAGAAAUUAGAAUCCGAAGUUCAUGAUCUCGACUCCAAAGAAAUAAUAUACCAUAAUAAUAAAUUAAAGGAAGUUACUUUGGAAAGUUUUAAAGAAUUCUUUUGGCCCAAAAUCAUGUAGGAAUUCCACUGGAAUGAAAAAUCAAACUUUUCAGAACUGGAUCCGAUGAUAAUUUGGUCAGAAAUCAUCACAAUUAUCAAAGGACAUGAAUUGUCAUAUAAAUUUCCUAACUUUCAUCUUAGCCAUGAAGAAUAUAAGAAUAAGUAUGGUUAUACAAGGUAAUCACAACCGGAUUAGGUAUUUAAACUAUUCUUAAUAUACGAGAAAUUAAAAUUAAAAUAUGACUAUUAUGAUAUCCUUGAUCUGAUUAAUCAUAUUAAUUACUAAUAAGCUUGUUGCUUUGAUACCAUCGAAUAUAUGCACUAUAUUAUACUUGAUGAACUUUAAGAUGUUCCAAAGGCUUUGCUAAUUUUGCUUACUAGAAUGACUCAUAUCUAAUUAUUUUUAGCCGGUGACAAUGCUUAAAAUAUUGUUAAAGGUAUUGGGAUGAAAUUCUCAGAUAUUAAGAGUUGUCUUGAGCAAGAAAAUGGUUAAUCCUAAUUGAUUAAAAACAAUAAAACUAAGACCUCUCUAAUCUAAUUAUCAUACAAUUUCAGAUCUAGCAAUUAAAUUUUAUAAUUAGGUAAUACUUUGGUUAAGGCUCUUGAAUUAUUAUUUCCUAAUUAACUUGAUUCCUUAUAAAAAGAGAAAUCGAAUUAAUAAGGACCAAAACCAACUAUAAUUUAGAGUUGUGAAAAUAAGGAUCUCUUGAAUUAUUUGCUAAAACAAUAUAGAAAUAAUUAGAGUAAUAUAGAAUUCGGUUGCAAUUCAGUGAUUAUUGUAAAAAAUUAAGAAUCAAAAUUAAAAAUUCCAAUAGAAUUGUAGAAUGCAAUUAUUUUAACUAUAUAUGAAGCAAAAGGUUUAGAAUUUGAUGAUGUUAUUUUAUUUAACUUUUUCACUGAUGUUGAUGAAGAUGAAAGUUUUAUGAGCUUGCUCCAAUAACUAGAAAUAAUCAAAGUCAGAAUGGAUAAACAUGAAUGGGAGACUAAAUGUAUAUUAAAUUAUUCUUAUUUUAGCUAAUUAAAAUACCUAUUUAAGUUACAAGGACAUUGGUUAAUAUGAGGUGGAGUUGACAAAGCUAUAAUACAUAUAAAAUAACCAAAAAUCAAAGUAAAAUGUUCCCACAAAAAAUCAAAACAAAGUCAAUCUUUCAUUAUAACAUGAAUUAAAAUAGCUAUAUGUGGCUAUAACAAGACCAAAAAAUAAAUUAAUAAUAUUUGAUUAAUAGUUAUAAAAUAGAAUGUAUAUUUAGAAGAUUUGGGAAGAUUUGGACAUAGUAGAAAUAAUUUAUGAUACUCAAUUAUAGGAAAUCUAAGAAUAAAAAUUUGUUUUAUCAUUUUCUAUAGAUAAUAAAACUAAUUGGAAGAAAUAAGGGUAUAGAAUGCUCAGGCAAAGUAAUUAUGAUCAGGCUUAUAAGUGUUUUAUGCUUGCAACUGAAACGGAAUUAGCAAAGAAAUGCAUGGCUUAUAAUUUAACAACCUAAGCUACACUAAAUUCAAAUAAUAUAUUAUUAUUCAAUCAAGCAGCGUAGAUCUUUGAAGAAAUAAAUCUAACAAAAAGGGCAGCAUCUUGUUACUUCUCAGCAAAAAAUUAUCAGAAAGCCUUACAAUUAUAUGAAUAAUUAAAUUGCAAAAAUGAAAUGGCUGAAUCUGCUUACUUCAUGGGAUAAUAUAAACUUGCAGGUCAACUAUUUUCAGAAUUAGGAGAAAUAAGAAGAUCUCUUGAAUGCUUUAAUAAGUAACAACUCUGGGAAGACUCCUUGGAUUAACUUAAUUAAAGCAAAGAGUAAUUAAAAACAGAAGAAAAAUUAAUGUUCCUAAGUAUUAUAAUACCAAAAUAUCUGAGGUCAAUAAUAGAUGAUAUCGAAAAACAAGAAUUAUUACAAUAGCAAAAUGAAGAAAUUAGUAAUCUUAAUAAUUAAUCUGAAUCCUUUUAAGUAGAAAAUUCGUUAGUUAAUAACAAUUAAAUUGGAUAAAAAAACAAUCAAGAAGAUGAUGUGUAAAUUAUUAAUGCUCAAGAUAAUUCUCAAUCAUUUUAAGUUAUAUUAGAUGAAUCACUUGAUCAUCUAUCUUUUUAUGAUCCAGAUGAUGAAUGGAUUAAAGUUGACAAUAAAUCUUUAAUCAAAUCUAUUGCAUCUUCAAGUAUAGAAUCAUAAUAUUCGAAUGUCUUAUUGAUGAAUUAACCUACAAAUACUCCACUUCUUAAAUCUAGAUAAAAUAUUUUUAUCAAAAAUAAUGUAAUGUUGCAUUUAUGUGAAAGAUUUUAACAAUUUUAAAAUGAAUUUAAAAUACUAUUAGAAAAUUAAAAAAGUUAAAGUACAUUACUGUCAUUUAGAAAUACAGAAGAGAAAGAGUUAGACCACAUGAUUAACUUUUUAUAUGAUUUAGAGAACUUUGACAUAGAAUCUGUUUAUUUUGUGUUGGAUAUCCUAGAGCAUUUCAAAAGCUACAAACUUUGUAUUUAUGUUUGCAAUCAGUUUAAAUUAUCUUAACAUUUAGGCAGAUAUUUAAUAUCUUUGGCAUCCCAAUAUACUCCGCUUAAUAAAAAUAAAUUUAAAUUAGAAAAUUGGAUUAUUGGUAACAACUUAAAAAGAAAGCGUUUAUUAGACCAAUCAAUCCUAGCCUAAUUCACAUUCAAUAACAUUCUAGAAGCAAUCAAUCCAAGUUAUUUGCAAUUCAAAAAUGAAGAUAUACUCCACUCAUCCAAUAGUUUUGGAAUCGAAUGUUAUAAAUAACUGAUAGGAUUAGGGUAUUGGAGAACUAUAAUUUAUUAAUUGAACUAUGAAAAUGCAGUUAAAUUGUGCCAAUCUUUUAAUAACUAUUAAGAUUUGGUGAUCCUUAUUCAAAAAAUCAAGGAAAAUAGAUAGACCAAUCAGUUAACCGAUGAUGAACAAUUCUAACUAAUUAAAAAUAACUACUUCAUUUAAGUAGAAUAAUAUUUCUUAUCAAAUUAAUCUAAAAAUCAGAUAAAUAUUGAUGAAACAUUCGAAAUUACUAUUUAAUGUGCUUCCUAAAGAAAAUUAACGAAAAAUAAUAUGAUAAAAUUGAUCAAUAAUUCAAAACUAUAUUAGAGCAACCUAACAAAUUAAGAAAAGCUUAAAUAGAUAGAAUCCAUUAUCUUAUGUAUGUUUUGUUGUAUGGGAAUAUUAAAGUUUGAAAUGGAUUCCUAUUCUAUCAUCAUUGAUUUAGUUAAUUAAUAGUAGUAUUGUAUUAAUCAACUUCUUUUUGCUCACCUCAAAUCUAACAUCAUUGAAGCACUCUAAUUUUUAUUCAAAUUUUCAUUUACAACUGGAGAUAUUAUGAUUGAUUAUUCUUAAUUUUGCAUUAUUCACAUUACAUCUAAACUGAUCAAAAAUGUGAAUGAUUAAAUGAUCUUUAUUGACAUAGCUUAUGAAUACAUCUUAAUAACAUUUGAAACUUUAGGUAAACUUUUUAAGUCAUAUUUUUGCAAUUUCAAACCAAUCGUUAAAAUAUUUUCAACUAUUGAAAAUUAAUAAGGUCAACAAGAAACAAAAAAUAUUAUUAAUUGCUUAAAAUAAAGACUCUAAUAUUAAUACGAGAACAUCCUUCCAAAUCUCACUUUUCAUUUGAAAGAAAAAAUAGAUUAUUAUUCAAAAAUGGUCUAUGGAAAUCGUCAAAAGAGUCUUGUAGAUGUCGUAGAUGAUCAUGAAACUUCAAUCUUGCAUUUUACAAAGUCUGAUGAAUUAAGAGCUGUUCAUAACUGGCUCUUAUAAACGAAUUUCAGAAUCGAUAAUAUGGAUAAGUAAAUUAGAUAUUAUUUAAAGAAUGAAUGCAUACUCCUAUUUGAAUAAGGAUUAAUAAAUUAAUAGUAAAAACAUGGCUUUUUUAUUUUAGCAUUAAACUUAUUACAUUUAUAAGAUAAUAUACCAUAUGCCAUAUUUACAUUACAAAGUAUGAAAGAAAAGGAAGAAUCAGAAUAUUAUUUAAAAUAUCUUGAAUUUUUAGAGUGUCAGCAUUAUGAUAUAAUUGAAGAUUCAUUUGAUUGCUUUAUUGCUUAUAAUUAAUAUUUUGAAGGUUAAAUGUACUUAGAUGAAUGGAUGAAUCACUUAAUCAGAAUAGGCAUAAAUAUGAUUUUGGCUCAAGAAGGAAUAACAUAGAUCUAUAUUCCAUACAAGUUUUAAGACUUUAUAUCUUCUAAAUUGGAGCUUGAUCAACCUCUAUUCAAAUUAUCUAAAAUUGAGAUUCUCAUAGAUUAUAUAGAAUAACUAUAAUAUUAUAUAGAAACAUGUAAUUCAGAGUAUUAUGAAUAUCAAUCUAAUUUACUUUUAGUAGUCCUUAUCUUGAAUAUAAAGAACCUAACUUAUGAAUUAAAAGAGAAGUUAUUAUAAGCGUUUUCGAAUGAUUCUACUUAUCCAUUUUAUAAAAAAAUACACUAAUGCCUUAAUCAAAAAAAUCCAAAUUUGUAAUAGGAAUUAAUUAAUAAAAUGGACGUACUUUUUAUCAAAGGAUAUUUUGAAGAAAAGUUAAUCACUUUAUAAAUUAAUUAAAAAGUCUAAAACCUAAACUCUUAAGUUGUAUACUAGAAUUGUUUAAGUAAAUGGGAAGGUUAUCUUUAAGAAGCUUAGAAAAUCAAAAAGAACGGAAUUAAUUUAUUAAAGAAAUGGAGACAAUUUAAAUCUAAACAAAAAAUAAUAUAACAGAUUUAAAAUAAAUCAAGUCCUUAAGUUUUAAGAUUUUAUCAAUUUAAUUAACUUUACUUAAAGGAUAUUUUAUAGUAAUUUAAUGGAAUUCAACAUGAGAACCUAAUUAUCAAUAUCUAUAAUUUUUAGGAGUAUUUAUAUUAUUUAUAAUUAGGGAAUUAUUAAAGUUGAGAUAGAACACUUUAAGAGGAGCUGAUCUUUAAUUUAUUAUUUAGACCUUAAAUAACUCAACAAGUAUACUAAGAGAAAUAAAGAAUGGCAAUCUAAGAUGUGAAGCUUUUGAAGAACUAAAAUUAUAAUAUUCAAGUUGGAGAGAUCGUAUAAAUACAUUUGAAAAGAAUGAAUAAGAGCUUUUAGAAAGAAACAGAUAAAUUCUCAAAUUGAAAUGGUAGAAAGUAUAAGCAGGAGUGAAGGUACAAAAUAAAUUUGAUUCUAACCUUAUUUAAACCGUGGAGGAACGUCCAGAUGAAGAUUCUUAAGAUUGA